CCAAGACACCAUGGCCCCCAAGCUGCUGCUCCUGCUCUGCCUGUUCUCGGGCUUGCACGCACGGUCCAGAAAGGUGGAAGAGGAUGAGUACGAAGAUUCAUCAGCAAACCAAAAGUGGGUCUUGGCUCCCAAAUCCCAAGACACGGACGUGACUCUUAUUCUCAACAAGUUGUUAAGAGAAUAUGAUAAAAAGUUGAGGCCGGAUAUUGGAAUAAAACCGACCGUAAUUGAUGUUGACAUUUAUGUUAACAGCAUUGGUCCUGUGUCAUCAAUAAACAUGGAAUACCAAAUUGACAUAUUUUUUGCUCAGACUUGGACAGACAGUCGCCUUCGGUUCAACAGCACAAUGAAGAUACUCACUUUGAACAGCAACAUGGUGGGGUUAAUAUGGAUCCCAGAUACCAUCUUUCGCAACUCUAAGACUGCUGAAGCUCAUUGGAUCACCACACCUAACCAGCUCCUCAGGAUUUGGAAUGAUGGGAAAAUCCUUUACACAUUACGGCUCACCAUAAAUGCUGAGUGCCAGCUGCAGCUGCACAACUUCCCCAUGGAUGAGCACUCCUGCCCGCUGAUUUUCUCCAGCUAUGGCUACCCCAAAGAAGAAAUGAUCUAUAGAUGGAGAAAAAACUCAGUGGAGGCGGCCGAUCAGAAGUCAUGGCGACUGUAUCAGUUUGACUUCAUGGGCCUCAGAAACACGACGGAAACUGUGACAACCUCUGCAGGUGAUUACGUUGUCAUGACCAUAUAUUUUGAAUUAAGUAGAAGAAUGGGCUACUUCACGAUUCAAACAUACAUUCCCUGUAUACUGACUGUGGUUUUAUCCUGGGUGUCAUUUUGGAUUAAAAAAGAUGCUACACCAGCAAGGACAGCAUUAGGCAUCACCACCGUGCUAACAAUGACUACCCUCAGCACCAUAGCAAGGAAUUCCCUCCCAAGGGUCUCCUAUGUGACCGCCAUGGACCUCUUUGUGACUGUGUGCUUCUUGUUCGUCUUUGCUGCCCUGAUGGAGUAUGCCACCCUCAACUACUAUUCAAGCUGUAGGAAACCAAGUGCAGCGAAAAAGAAAACAUCGUUAUUGCAUCCAGAUUCCUCACGAUGGAUACAUGAGCGAAUAAGCCUACAAGCUCCUUCGAACUACUCUCUCCUCGACAUGAGGCCACCACCACCACCUACAAUGAUCACUUUAAACAAUUCUGUGUACUGGCAAGAAUUUGAAGAUACCUGUGCUUAUGAGUGCUUGGAUGGAAAAGACUGUCAGAGCUUCUUCUGCUGCUAUGAAGAAUGUAAAUCAGGCUCCUGGAGAAAAGGACGUAUUCACAUAGACAUUUUGGAGCUGGACUCAUACUCGCGGGUCUUUUUCCCCACGUCGUUCCUACUGUUUAACCUGGUCUACUGGGUUGGGUACCUGUAUCUCUAAGUGCUGCCCUUAGUGAUGAGUGAAAAGCACUUGGCUCACACCCUUUUCCUUCGAUCACCCCCUGAUCAGUAGUGAACAACCAGAAGUACCAAGGAAGGGCACUGCUCAGUUUAAGUCAUACAUGACCUUCCCACAGCACAGGAUGUGUCUAGCAAAUACUUCUAUUACGUAUUUUACACCCCCACACUCACACAUUAAUUGAAUUUUAAAGUGAUAUUCUUGUUCGCGCCUUAUUGAAUCUGUAGCUUGGUGAUGUUUAUGAAUAAUUUUGCAUAUUGGAAGCAGCUGUGGACUAACUGGCCAUGGCAAGAAAU
Messenger RNA from Ochotona curzoniae (black-lipped pika), 1731 nucleotides. RefSeq names its product gamma-aminobutyric acid type A receptor subunit gamma3 (gene GABRG3). Gene Ontology annotation, biological process: gamma-aminobutyric acid signaling pathway; nervous system process; chloride transport. The coding region runs from base 11 to 1417 and encodes 468 amino acids. The record is from RefSeq and is a predicted model, not a curated record. The transcript is spliced from 10 exons. NCBI's taxonomy places the organism in Eukaryota, Metazoa, Chordata, Mammalia, Lagomorpha, Ochotonidae. Gene Ontology annotation, molecular function: inhibitory extracellular ligand-gated monoatomic ion channel activity; benzodiazepine receptor activity; GABA-A receptor activity. Gene Ontology annotation, cellular component: postsynapse; GABA-A receptor complex; neuron projection.